AUGAUGUCCAAUACAAUCUCGAGGACGAAUAUUCGUCUCACAAGAGCAUUGGUAUCCUAUCGUUUGCCAUCGACAAUCAGAAAUGCCUCCUUGAACUCAGCGAUUGAGCGGGGAAUUCGGAGAUCUCAGACCGUUGACAGAGAGGAUCGUCGUGGCAACGGCUCUCCAGGACGUGGACGACAAUACGAGGGGCAAUACGGUGCGCGACAGUACGAGAGAUCAAACGAGUCUACACCCUUUCGUUCUAAAUACGACCAACCGCAUACUUCAAACUUCAGGCAAUCUUCUCGCAAUGGCAACGAAUCCCGUGGACCACGAUACGACCGACGUGAACGCUCGUCCGAAAACCAACCAGGCGAAUUGAGAUCUCAAUCUCACGGCCGCCGAGAUGAACAAUGGCCAGGCAAGGAUUCCAGGCCCUUCAAGCGUGACCGACCCGAAAGACCCCAAAAAUUCCAAUACGACGAAGAUGAAUUCAUUCGUUCCGGUAAUUUCAGAGCUCUUCCGCGUGAACAUCAAUCACGAUUCCCAUCGCGGUCCCAUGACGCUCAAUUCUCACGGCCGGACAGAGAAAGGCCUCGGCGGGAGGAACCGCAGGAGAAAGCAUCAAAAUCCAGAGCCCACCGAAUCACGGACAGUGUGCCAGAGCGUGUGAAGGAAAAUGUCAAGGUUCCUGAUACGAUCCCCUACACUACGCCAGCAUCGGAGUUCAUUUACGGUACUAGUGCGGUGGAGGCUGCGCUACGUUGCAGCCGCCGUCAAUUGUACAAGCUCUAUGUCUACCAGGGGACGGAAGAGGAGUUAAGUGCUGCCAAGGUCACAAUCCGAAAGCUGGCUUUAUCCAAGAACAUAACUGUCAAAAUGGCAUUCGCUGGUUGGGAUCGACUGAUGGAUAAGAUGAGCGCUGGGCGACCCCAUAAUGGAUGCAUUCUGGAGGCUUCUCCAUUGCCCAAAUUGCCUGUGCGUGGGUUCCAUGCUGUGUCGUCUAUAUCCGAGGAUUAUUUCCGAGCUGAGCUUGCGCCACAAUCUCGGGAAGAAGCCGCGGUAAAUGGCACCGAUGAUCGUAUCCCGAUCCAUCACCCAUCCCCGCCCUUGCAUGAAGAUCAACCUCAUCGAUACCCAGUUGCCUUGCUCUUAGAUGGUGUUGUUGACCCUGGUAAUAUGGGUGCCAUCAUUCGCUCGUCCUACUUUUUGGGAAUCGAUGCCAUUGUUCUCGCUGGCCGCAACUCUGCGCCUUUAUCCCCCGUUACUAUCAAGGCAUCUGCUGGUGCCGCCGAGAAUAUGCCCAUCCUCCACGUGAAGAAUGAGGUUGAUUUCAUAGAACGCUCCAAAGAGAACGGGUGGCGAUUCUACGCUGCCGAUGCGCCAGGCCCGGACUCGGUAUACCUGGACCGAAUUGCGGCUGAGGGUGAACAGGGUGAAGACAAGCUCCCCUUCGCAACAGGUCCUAGCGUUGUGAUGAUGGGCAGCGAGGGCUCUGGGCUAAGCUCGCACAUCAAAUCACACGCUAAUGCAACGGUCAGCAUUCCAGGUGCUCGUCACAGCCCAGGUCUGGGUGUAGCCUCGGACCCUGCCCGCAUUGACAGUCUGAACGUCAGCGUUGCGGCUGCGCUAUUGAUGGAGAAAUUCCUACGAACUCCUCUUGCUGUGGCUGAGACUGUUAGCAAGAAGAAGACGAAGAACCAAGGGGAGAAGAUGUGGUAA
Molecule: messenger RNA, 1704 nt
Organism: Penicillium salamii
Lineage: Eukaryota; Fungi; Ascomycota; Eurotiomycetes; Eurotiales; Aspergillaceae
Source: the annotation of a GenBank genome assembly